AUGAAGAAUAACAAUCCUAUUUUAAAUAAUUAGAUACAAUCAUUAAACAAAUUAUAGUCGACAAUUAGCCAAAUAACAUUAAUCGAUGUCCUAUAAUUUGUCAAGGUAAACAUAUAUUAGAUCCAUUAGAUAUAAAUAGCCUGAUAAAGCCGAUUAGCUCUUUUUGAUCGUUCAAAUGAUUCAUGAUUCGAGGAUUUCUUUGAUUAUCGAUGGCCAUAUAAUAUUGUAGGAAGACUAAAAAUAUUACACAGGACUCGUGGUAACAAAAAAUGAAGUUGGCAAACGUAAAACACCUGUGACGAUUGUUAGUUCAAUGGAACGUGGAAGGGAUAACAUGGCUACCGCCUGGUGACGUUCGUUCGUCGUCGCCGUCGCUAUAUCAAAUGCUUCCAAAAACAGCUGGUAAACAUUUAUCGGUGUAAGUUUUCACGUGAAAAAACCCGUAUUAUAAUCAACGAGGAAUAUAAAGUACGAUGAUGAACAUGUGGAAAGUGCGAGAGUUAAUGGACAAGGCGACCAAUGUAGUUAUGAACUACACAGAAACGGAAGCUAAAGUUCGAGAGGCAACAAAUGAUGAUGCUUGGGGUCCAACAGGAGCAAUGAUGCAAGAACUGGCUCAAGCUACAUUCACAUACGAGCAAUUUCCUGAAGUAAUGUCCAUGUUGUGGAAAAGGAUGUUGCAAGAAAAUAAACGAAAUUGGCGUCGAACGUACAAGUCUUUGCUGUUGUUGAAUUAUCUAGUUCGUAAUGGAUCAGAACGAGUGGUCACAUCAUCUAGAGAACAUAUUUAUGAUCUUAGGUCUUUAGAAAAUUAUACUUGUAUUGAUGAAUUUGGAAAAGAUCAAGGGAUAAAUAUUAGGCACAAAGUCAGAGAAUUAAUUGAUUUCAUUCAGGAUGAUGAUAAAUUAAGAGAAGAGAGGAAAAAAGCUAAGAAAAAUAAAGACAAAUAUGUAGGUUUAUCAAGUGAAGCAAUGGGUGUAAGAUUUGGCGGAGGGGAUAGGUGGACAGAUAGAUUAAAAUGGGAUAAAACUAAUACAGAUACUUAUAAUGAUUGGGAUCGUGACAGUAGAGGAAAAGGUUUUGAGGAUACAAAUAAUAGUGAUGAUGGCGAGAGAGAAGAUUCCGAUAAUGAUGUUCAUCCCAGCCCAAAAAGAGGAGGAAGAGAAUACAGAGAUACAAUGGAUAAUAUAGAUCGCAUUAAUAAAACUGCUAUAACAUCUAUAACUUCAACAAAUGCUUCACCAGCAAGAGUAACAAGAACUAUUAAAAAAGUAGAUUUAGGGGCUGCAGCAAAUUAUGGAAGAGAACAAUCUAAUAAUGGUAUAUCUGGAUCAAAAAAUAAUUCUUUACCUAUUAAACAUAAGAACAAAAAUGAUAUUUUAAAUGAUAUUUUUGAUUCUCAAAAUGAGAACAAUUCCAAAUCGAUUGUUGUUGUUGAUAAUGAUGAUAAUGAUGAUGAUGAUGAUUUUAAUCCAAGAGCAAAUACUCAACCUAAUGUACAAAUUCAGAAUGCAAAUGCAGAUUUUGGAGAUUUUACUAGUGCGUUUGGCAGUCCUACAAUGAAAACGAAAGAUAGCAAUGAUGAAUUUGCAGAUUUUACAUCAGCUUUUACUUCUUCUGUUACAAUAUCUAAUUCACCAAUGCAGCCACAACUGCCACAGACACAAGUUAAUCUAGUAGGCACAACAAUACUAAAUGUUAAUUCAAUAACAGAUAAUGUAAAUAAUCCGAUGUUUAUCAAUGCCCAAUCAUUAAAUACGUCUUCUUUUACAACUAUGCCUCCUACAAAUACACUUUCUCAAAAUCCUAAUAUGAGUAGUAAUCUAUUUGAUACAUUACAACCACUUAGUGAUCAGCAAUCAUUGAACAAUAAUACAGAUCUUUUAUCAGAUUUAGAUAGCUUAAAUUCUUUGAGUACUGGAUCUAUGGAUAGGCGAAUAAACAAUACUAAUAAUACUAAUCUGUUUUUGAAUAUGAGUUCAACAUCUGCCACAACUAGCCAUGGAGCAACCAAGAUGGAAAAAAGCAUCACUUCAGCUGAAAAUCUUUCAAAAUAUGCUGCAAUUCGACUUUUGGAAGAAUUAUGUUCCAUGGGUCCUAUCAAAAGUUAUAAUAGCUUGGAAAAACUGAAAUCAUAUAUUUCUGAAUACGUUAAAUUUUUACCAGGUCCACUUAGUCCACAAAACUACUGCAAUCUUGAUUUUAAUUUAGAAAUUGAUUCUAUGUUACAUGGAAAAAUUUUAGAAGAAAUUAUCAAAAAAUUUGAUCAUAAUUGGCCAUUACAAAGAAAUACUUUAGAUCCAAUACUUCAACAAUUAAUGAUUAUUGAUGGUGCUACAUUACCAAUAUUAGCUGAAUCUUUAACUGUUUUAGUUUUUGCUUUGAAAGAAACAGAAAAUGAGAGAAAUAUUUUUACUAUUUCGAUAAUUUUGGAACAGUUAGUGAAAAGUGAUUCUUUGUUUUCUGUAAUAGUAAAUGCAUGCAAAUGUCAAUUUCAAAACGUAAUACAAGAAGAAGAAUUUAAUGAAACAUGGCAAAAAACAGUGCAAAUUUUAAUCUCGUUACCUAAUCGCGUAGCUAAUAAAUUAAAAGAUAAAAUAUUUGACUGUUUUCUUCCUCAAAGGUAUCUUAAAAUUAUCAGUUUCCAUCUUGCUCGUGCCAUAUCUUUUAUAAAUAUUGGAUUACAUUACGAUAUUAAAGUAGAACUAAAAUUGCUUUCAAUUUUAAUUAGUAAAUUAAUGAUCACUACAAAAUCAGAAAAUAUGUUAUCGUUUGUUAAUAUUUUAGCAGAGUGGUGUUUUGAAAAUAAAAAUAGUGAACGAAAUUUAAUUCAGAAUAUAUUAGAAAUCCUAGAUACACGAAGCAUAGAGCCACUAGCUGUAUUAUUUUUGAAACAUUGUGAUGUAAAUCUUGGAGUUUAUGAAAUUUUUGGUAAAGUGUUGUUAAAUUCAAAUUGGAAAUAUACAUUAACAACGAAAAUACCUUUAAUGUGUUAUUAUAAUGAUGAUAGUUUAGUAAUAAAUUUGAUCUCAUAUUUAGCACAAUUUUUAGAUGAAAAUCGUAUUUUGAUCGAAUUAUUCAUAAAACUUUUAGAUGUGUGGAGUAAUAAAAGUGCUUUAAAUCAUACCUCUGUAGAACAACACAAGUAUAUUACAAAAUUAAUUAUUAUUUGCGUAAGAAAAUCUAAAAAUUAUUUAAGCAGGAAUGAAAAAGAUACUAUUCAGAGAUUACUAUUCUCUGGUAUAUCUAUCCAUCUUGAAUCUACACAUGCUAUUUUAAGAGCAAUAGGAAUGUCUGUUGGUGAAAUUUUUAUUGAUGAAUUAUCUGAAUCAGAAUCUGUACCAAAGCUUUCUUUUGAAUAUAAUAUUAUGUCUAGUGAAGUAAUGGAUUUAGUACAAUCUUUAAAAAACUUAAGUUUAAAAACAAAUGUCUUAAAAGAAAAGAAAGAAGAUAUUAAAAGGGACGAACUAAUUUUUAAAGAUAUUGAAUUUAAUACAUUGGGUGACAAAAAAUUAUAUGAAUUAGGUGUUGAAUGUAAUCUUUUAUCCAAGAUAAAUGUAAAAGUAAAAGAUGAUAAUAAAGACGAACAAAACGUAGCUGUAGCAAAUUCAAAGGAAUCGACUAUGUUGGAUAAAGAAAUUUUAGAAGAUAAUGUAGACAAGAAUAACAUCAAAAGUGAUUCGGAAUUGGAUAGUGACGAUGAUUUAAUGUCAUAUGAUAUGUCUCACGAUACAAAAGUUAGUGAAAAACUACGACCAGCGUAUCUACGAGAUCUACGCGAUAAUUUAGUAAAUGAAAAAAAUUCUUCAGACCCAAAUAUUAUUUCAGAAUCUUUAGAAAUUUGUGAAAGAUUGAUAUUAUCACAAUUACCAGGUGAUGACAUAUCUUUUGCAAUUGAAUUACUAGAACUUCUUGUUACACUUAAAGAAUCCUGUUAUGUAGAAAAUUUUGAAGUAUUAACAUUUAAAGCUUGUGUAGCUAUAGUAACUGUCUAUCCCAAAGAAUGUGCUGAAUUUUUAUGCAGACAGUUUUACUUAGAAGUAGAUAAAUAUUCUGUAAGUCAACGAUUAUUUUUUCUUGAUAUAUUAGCAGAAUCAGCUAGAAGAUUAUCGACUAUUCCAAUUCAUGAAAAUAAGGAAGAUACAGUUAACGAACCUAAAACAAAACGAAGAACAAGAGAAACUUCAAAUAAAAUAUCGCUUCUUAUUAAUACUGAGAAAAGCCAACAAUAUAAGAUAUUAUACAGUGAUGAUUUUGAUGAAUUUGAAAAGUCCGAAGAUAAAAUAGAAAAUUGGCAGAAAAUUGUUGAUAAAAGAAUUGAAUUAAAUACAAGAAGAUACGCACAUAGCACAAAAAUACCUAAAACAUUUAAAAAUAAAUUUGGAAAUGUCGUGUCUUCGUUUUUUUAUCCAUUACUUUAUGGUUUUGGCAAACAAGAUACUUGUUUAAAUAGCGGAUUACAAAUUUUCACAGAUCAAGAAAAUAUUUUAUUAAUUCGGUUUUUGAAAACUUUAUCUACAAUAAUGAUAGCAGCACAGAAUUGUUUACUAGCUUCUAAAAUGGGAAAAGAAAUUUUAGAAUUAUCGUGGAUUUUGAGAUACCAUGAUGAAGCAAAAGUUAGGAUAGCAAUGAUAGAAAAUAUUGCAGCUGUAGUUAUUGCGAUACCAAAGCAUACUAUUAUAAAUGAACUAUUUGAAACUAUUAUGGAAAUAAGACUAUGGCUUUUAGAUUUAUCUCAGAAUGUAAUCAAUGGUGAUCAUGACAAAGAAUGUAGAAGUUUAGGUGCUAAAGUAGUGUCUCUAAUCGACUCUAUUAUAGGUUUAACAUUUAAUUAAUAAGAUUUAAAUUAUAUUUAUAAAAACAUUCUUUUAGAGAAUAUAAGAGUAUAAAAGUAUUCACAAAAUAUUUCGCACAUACUAAGUUUAUUUUU
Messenger RNA from Frieseomelitta varia, 4930 nucleotides. RefSeq names its product telomere length regulation protein TEL2 homolog (gene lqfR). Bases 474 to 4835 code for a protein of 1453 amino acids. The record is from RefSeq and is a predicted model, not a curated record. Gene Ontology annotation, molecular function: Hsp90 protein binding; telomeric repeat DNA binding. Gene Ontology annotation, biological process: protein stabilization; telomere maintenance via telomerase. The transcript has 8 exons. Lineage: Eukaryota; Metazoa; Arthropoda; Insecta; Hymenoptera; Apidae. Gene Ontology annotation, cellular component: cytosol.